UGUUUCUCUGCCGCGUCUCGAGCCUCAUUACUCCGCUCCUCGCGGACCCACGUGGGCAGGAGAGAAAGAUGGCAGACGACAGGCUCUGUUUCCACGAGAUGGGUUUGGAUGAUCGUCUUUUAAAGGCGAUCGCAGACCUGGGCUGGGCUCAGCCGACCCUCAUUCAGGAGAAAGCCGUUCCUCUGGCUCUGGAGGGAAAGGAUCUUUUGGCCAGAGCUCGAACCGGUUCAGGAAAAACAGCGGCUUACGCCAUUCCUGUUAUCCAGCAGAUCCUCACCUCUAAACAGACUGUGCAGGGGGAGCAGGCGGUCAGAGCUCUGAUUCUGGUUCCUACUAAAGAACUGGGACAUCAGGUGCAGACAAUGAUCCGGCAGCUCACUGCAUACUGCGCUAAAGAUGUUCGGGUGGCAGAUAUCUCAGGAAAAACUGAAUUAUCUGCACAGAAGCCCAUUCUAAUGGAAAAGCCUGAUAUUGUGGUGGGAACUCCAUCGCGAGUGCAGGUCCACAUUUCUGCUCAGAACCUGGUGCUGCACUCGUCUCUGGAGAUGCUGGUCAUUGAUGAGGCUGAUCUUCUGUUCUCUUUCGGUUUUGAGGCUGAUCUUAAAAACCUCAUCUGUCACUUACCCAAGAUCUACCAAGCUUUCCUGAUGUCUGCUACUCUCAGUGAUGACGUUCAGGCCUUGAAAGAGUUGGUUCUGCACAAUCCAGUGACCCUGAAGCUGGAAGGCUCGAACCUGCCGGGCAGCGCUCAGCUGCAGCAGUACACGGUGAAAUGUGAGGAGGACGAAAAGUUCCUGGUGAUUUACGCUCUCCUCAAACUGGGCCUGGUCCGCGGCAAGACCCUCAUCUUCGUGGGCACGCUGGACCGCUGCUACAAACUCAAGCUCUUCCUGGAGCAGUUCGGCAUUCCUGCCUGCGUGCUGAACUCUGAGCUGCCCGUUCACUCCAGGUGUCACAUCAUCUCACAGUUUAACCAGGGAUUUUAUGAUUACAUCAUCGCUACAGACGAGCAGGUGCUCAGUAUCCCAUCAGCCUCCUCUCAGAGCGCCGAGGACAAAGGAAAGAAAAAGAAGAAGAAGAAGAAUGGGAAGAAUAAAACGGGUAAAGAUAAAGAAUACGGCGUGUCCAGAGGGGUCGAUUUCCAGAACGUGGCGAAUGUGAUCAACUUUGAUUUUCCCACAUCUGUUGAAUCUUAUAUCCACAGAGUUGGCAGGACGGCUCGAGCAGACAACCGUGGCACCGCCCUGUCCUUCGUCGCCCAUUCAGAGCUGUCUGUGCUGGAAGAGGUUGAAGCUUCUCUUACUGGAGACAAUGCAGACUGCGCACUGAAGCCAUAUGCAUUCAAAAUGGAGGAAAUCCAGGGAUUUAAAUACAGAUGUCAGGAUGCCAUGCGUGCCGUCACCAGACAGGCGGUGAAGGAGGCCAGAAUAAAGGAGAUAAAGCAGGAGCUGCUGAACUCUCAGAAACUGAAGAUGUACUUCGAAGACAACCCCAGAGAUCUGCAGCUUCUGCGCCACGACAAAGCGCUUCACCCUGCCGCCGUCAAACCCCACCUGCGCAACGUUCCCGAAUACCUGAUUCCUUCCACAUUGCAAAACAGGGUUAAUCCUCUUCUGCGGAGAAAGAAUAAAAAGAAGUUGAAGCUCAUCGCAAAAGGGGUUAUCAAAACUCCGUUUAAGAGGAAAUUCAGGGGGAAGGACCCGCUGAAGAGUUUCCGCUUCACAGGAAAGAAGAGCAAACCCAAAACCGAGUGACUGAACUGACUGAAAGCCUUCAUCAGUCUGCUGAUCUGACCGCUAGGUGGCGCUGUACAGACUGGCGGAGAUAUUCGACGGAUAAUCACUGCUUUCUGUUCUGCACCACGAGAAUCUUUAUGCUACAUUAAAUUAAAUGGACACUAAUGGACCUCGCUCUGUACUGAACCAACUAUGGACUGAAGGGAUGAGGAAUUAAAACAGAAGUGCCAAGUGGAGAUUCCAGUGUAGCUGAGAAGCAAACCCAGGUUGGGAAAAAUGAUCAUUGCAAUAUAUUAAAUAUAUAUUAGUUUGGUUAACAUACCACUUAUAUGGACAAAAGUAUUGUGGCAUCUGUUCAUUCAUUGUGUUUUUUUUUCCAAAAUUAAACUGUAUUAAAAAGAGUUUAUCCUGCUUGUCUACCUGUCUCUACUGUCCAGGAAACUUUUUCUGUUAGAUUGCUAGUAGAGGAUAGAGCAGAGGUUUCCAAACUUUUGCAAAUCACGGCCCAUUUAACCUACCUUAAAAUUGACAUACUACUGUGCCAUGACUUUUGCACAUCAGUGUAUUUGUGUCUACAAUUCUGGUGCACCUCAAAACAAUAGAAUUUUAUUAAACAUUUCAUUUGUAAAUUGAGUAAUCAGAGUCUGGAGGAAGAGUGGAAAGACACACAGUCCAAACUGCUUGAGGUCUAGAGUGAAGUUUCCACCAAUCAGUGAUGGUUUGAUGAGUCAUGUCUGUCAUCUGCUGGUGUUGAUCCACUGUGUUUUAAAGUCUAAAGUCUGUGCAGUUUUGUUUUCCCACAAAAUCUUACAGCACUUCAUAUCUUACAGCUUCUCUCUGAUGAGAGCUUUUAUGGAGAUGCAGAUUUCAUUUUCCAGCAGGCCUUGGCACACUUCCAAAAGUACCAACUGGUCUUAUAUAAUAUUAACAUUUUCUGAGAUACUGAUUGUUGGGUUUUCAUUGGCUGUAAACCAUAAUAAUCAACAAUAAAGGAAAGAAAACUUUUAAA
Molecule: messenger RNA, 2745 nt
Organism: Astyanax mexicanus (Mexican tetra)
Lineage: Eukaryota; Metazoa; Chordata; Actinopteri; Characiformes; Acestrorhamphidae
Gene: ddx56
Product: DEAD (Asp-Glu-Ala-Asp) box helicase 56
Exons: 14
Coding region: 69-1754 (561 amino acids)
Cellular component (GO): nucleolus
Molecular function (GO): ATP binding; RNA helicase activity; nucleic acid binding
Source: RefSeq, a predicted model, not a curated record